ACCAACAGAAACACACACACGCACACACACACACACACACACACUAACAGACACACAAACACACACCAACAGACACACACACACACACGCACACACACACAGGUUUUAGAGUGUCCUUUACAGCAGCUCAGAGUCUUGUCUUUAUCUCAUAAAGUCUGACUGAAUCCAGCUGAUCAACUUCUUAAGUGCUGAAUCAUGAUGGGAUGGACAGUUUCCAUAGUAACCACCCCUCCGGGUUAGAUAAUCUGUCGGACUCUCAGUGACCCCCUUAUCUCCGCUGUAACUGAUCUGGGUCUGCUGUCAUGAGCUACAGAUAGGCUAACCCUAUCUAUAAUCUAAAAUCUAAAAUCGAUAACUAUAUUCUAUCAUCUAUAAUACCCUGUACUCUGUAAUACGCUCUACUUCUAUGCGCUCUACUUCUAUGCGCUCUGUGCUCUAUGCGCUCUACUUCUCUGCGCUCUAUGCUCUAUGCGCUCUAUUCUUUAUGUGCUCUACUUCUCUGCGCUCUAUGCUAUAUGCGCUCUGCUUCUAUGCGCUCUACUUCUCUGAGCUCUGUGCUCUAUGCGCUCUACUUCUAUGCCCUCUACUUAUCUGAGCUCUGUGCUCUAUGCGCUCUACUUCUAUGCUCUAUACUUCUAUGCGCUCUACUCCUAUGCGCUCUACUUCUAUGCGCUCUAUGCGCUCUACUUCCAUCCGCUUUGUGCUCUAUGCGCUCUACUUCUCUGCGCUGUAUUUGCUCUACUUCUCUGCGCUCUGUGCUCUAUGCGCUCUACUUCUAUGCGCUCUACUUAUCUGCGCUCUGUGCUCUAUAUGCUCUACUUCUAUGCGCUCUACUUCUCUGCGCUCUGUGUUCUAUGUGCUCUACUUCUCUGUGCUCUACUUCUCUGUGCCCUAUGCGCUCUACUUCUAUGCGCUCUACUUCUCUGCGCUCUACUUCUCUGCGCUCUACUUCUAUCCGCUCUGUGGUCUCUGCGCUCUACUUCUCUGCGCUAUGUGCUCUAUGCACUCUACUUUUCUGCGCUCUGUGUUCUAUGCGCUCUACUUCUAUGUGCUCUACUUCUCUGUGCUCUAUGCGCUCUACUUCUAUGCGCUCUACUUCUCUGCGCUCUAUGUGCUCUUCUUCUCUGUGCUCUAUGCACUCUACUUCUAUGCGCUCUACUUCUCUGCGCUCUAUGUGCUCUUCUUCUCUGUGCUCUAUGUGCUCUACUUCUCUGCGCUCUACUUCUAUCCGCUCUGUGCUCUCUGCGCUCUACUUCUCUGCGCUAUGUGCUCUAUGUGCUCUACUUUUCUGCGCUCUAUGCUGUACUUCUCUGCGCUCUAUGCGCUCUACUUCUCUGCGCUCUACUUCUAUGCGCUCUGUGCUCUAUGCGCUCUACUUCUCUGCGCUCUCUGCGCUCUCUGUGCUCUACUUCUAUUCACUCUACUUCUCUGCGCUCUACUACUAUGCGCCCUACUUCUCUGCGCUCUGUGCUCUAUGCGCUCUACUUCUCUGCGCUCUCUGUGCUCUACUUCUAUGCACUCUACUUCUCUGCGCUCUACUUCUCUGCGCUCUGGGCUCUAUGCGCUCUACUUCUCUGCGCUCUACUUCUCUGCGCUCUGGGCUCUAUGCGCUCUACUUCUCUGCGCUCUACUUCUCUGCGCUCUACUUCUUUGCGCUCUAUGCACUCUACUUCUCUGCGCUCUGUGCUCUAUGCGCUCUACUUCUCUGCGCUCUGUGCUCUAUGCACUCUACUUCUCUGCGCUCUACUUCUCUGCGCUCUACUUCUCUGCGCUCUGGGCUCUAUGCGCUCUACUUCUCUGCGCUCUGGGCUCUAUGCGCUCUACUUCUCUGCGCUCUGUGCUCUAUGCGCUCUACUUCUCUGCGCUCUGGGCUCUAUGCGCUCUACUUCUCUGCGCUCUACUUCUCUGCGCUCUGGGCUCUAUGCACUCUACUUCUCUGCGCUCUACUUCUCUGCGCUCUACUUCUCUGCGCUCUGGGCUCUAUGCGCUCUACUUCUAUGCGCUCUACUUCUCUGCGCUCUACUUCUCUGCGCUCUACUUCUCUGCGCUCUGGGCUCUAUGCUCUGCUCUCUAUGCGCUCUACUUCUCUGCGCUCUACUUCUCUGCGCUCCAUGCUCUAUGCUCUGCGCUCUAUGCUCUACUCUACACUCCAUCCUGGUUUCAGAGUAUGAGCCGUGGUGAGGAGAGGUCCUCCAUGGACAGCAGUCCCAGGAAGUGGGUGCUGCAGUCUCUGACUCUCCGCCUGGACCCCUCUGACCUCCGCACCCUGCUGGGUCCCCCGGUCCCCCCGCUCUGCCCCCCUGGCCCCCAGGGGUCAGGGGGGGCUCUGGUACCGGCCCGACUAGUGACGUUGUCACAAUGUGAAGACCCCGAUGGAGAUGUCCCUCUCACCAGCUGUCCCAGCGGUCCCAGCAGUCCCAGUCGUCCCAGUAUUCCCAGUAGUCCCAGUAUUCCCAGUAGUCCCAGUCGUCCCAGUCCCAGCAGUCCCAGUAGUCCCAGUAGUCCCAACAGCAGCGCCGGCUCCCCCUGCGGUUUCUACAGUUUUGUCGACUCUGGGAGUCUGGAGGCGGGGCUGAACGAGGCGUGGAUGCUCUCUCCACGGAGACGGCUGCAGCUGAACACCCUGAGGGAGGGGGAGGGCUUCAGGCUGCAGACCUACCAGAGCCACCGGAGGCCGGGACGCCUGUUCCAGGAGGAGGAGGAGCGGUACCGCACCGAGCAGCACGGACCUGCAGCUCAGGAAGAAGAGCAACAAGAACUGCGUCGUGAGAUCAUCCGCACCCAAGCCCCGAAGAGCAGCCUGACGCUGGGAGCCCGGGGCCACUCUGGGAGAGGGGGGGAACCGACCCGCUCCCCGGCCAAGCGGCAGGGAGGUUCUAGUCUCCGCGUUGAGUCCCGCACCUUGAGCCCAGAAGGAGGUACCACAGACACGUCUGGGAGCGUCGACAGCGGGCAGAUCGACUUCAGCACCGCCAGACAGCAGUUCCAGAAGCUGGAGCGCGACCGGCUGAAUGUGCCGAGGUCUCCUCAGAACGCAGCUCUGCCUCCAGACCAGCCUCCCUCCAAGCCUCCGUCGAGGCCCCUGCACCAGGAAAGUACGGCAGCAUCCUUGCAUAAGCAGGAUGUACCAGACCACGUCCCUACCCAGAGAGACCGUUCCUCCACCCUGGGGCUGGCCCGGCCACCCGCCUCUGCCCGCUUCAGCGAUGGCCGCCCCUCCCCUGUCUGCCCCGAGGACAGAACAGGGCCGGGGGGGCUCUCUCCGGAGACGCCGAUCGAGAGAGAGAUGCGUGAGGCUCAGCAGCGAGAGGAGACGCUGCGGCGUGCGCGGGGACUGAAGCCCAUUAGGGCGGAGAUGGUUGAGAUCAAGUCCAAGUCUUUAUUUUCCCAGCUCAGCCCUUCUGGGCUGAAAGGUAAGGAGAGGAACCAAGUCCGCUUCCUGACCCAGCGAGAGAUCCAGCAGGGAAGGAGUUCACUGCAAGAUAACCCCUACCCUAACUCUGACCUCGACCCUAGCCCCUACCCUUACCUCAACCCUAACCCUGACCUCGACCCUAACCCCUACCCUAACCCCUACCCUAAGCCUAACCUCGACCCUAACCCUAACCUCGACCCUAACCCCUACCCUAAGCCUAACCUCGACCCUAACCCCUACCCUAACCCUAACCUCGACCCUAACCCCUACCUUAAGCCUAACCUCGACCCUAACCCUAAACUCGACCCUAAACCCUCCUCUAAGCCUAACCUUGACCCUAACCCCUACCCUAAGCCUUACCUCGAACCUAACCCCUACCCUAAGCCUAACCUCGACCCCAGCCCCUACCCUAACCCUAAACCCUCCCCUAACCCCUACCCUAAGCCUAACCUCGACCCUAACUCCUACCUUAACCCUAACCUCGACCCCAACUCCUACCCUAACCCUAACCUCGACCCUAACCCCUACCCUAACCUCGACCCUAACCCUAACCUCGACCCUAACCCCUACCCUAACCCCUCCCCUAACCCUAACCUCGACCCUUAUCCCCAGGAAGGUCAGCAGGCUCCCUCCCAGCUGGAGGCCAGCCUGAGAGGGUCUGAGAGAGGGAGGCCUUUAGAGGAAAGCAGCAGAGACAGAGGAGGAGAGAGGGAGUUGGCCCCAGGGUCACCCUCCUCCUGCUGUCCUCAGAGACACACUGAAGACCCCCAGCUGGGCCCCUGGAGCGCUGCCGACCACCACAACUCCUGGGCCCACCGUCAGGUCCUGCCCCCCGCCCGCCUUGACCCUCUGGCUCCGGUGACGGAGGCUGACGGAGGCACCAGGAGCAGCGUCACAGCAGGGGCAGCUGGGCGAGCAGGUCCUCGUGGCUGGAGGGAGGGGCGGGGCGUGGGGGGGGCUGGCGUCCCGGGCCGCGUCAAGAGGGACAUCGAGGAGGACCUGAGGCGAGAGGAGGAGCUCCGGCAGCAGAGGGGAACCGGACCCUCACCCCCCCUGGAACCAGGACCCUCAGCCCCCCUGGAACCAGGACCCUCAGCCCCCCUGGAAUCGGGACCCUCAGCCCCUCUGGAAUCUGGACCCACCGCCAAACGCUCAACACCAGAUCAACCCUCCUUCUGCUUCUCCACCCUCCUCCUCCCGUCUCCCUGGAGGCCCACCCUGCACCCCACCACCCCCACCCUGCACCCCACCACCCCCACCCUACACCCCACCCUACACCCCACCCCCACCCUACACCCCACCACCCCCCUACACCCCACCACCCUGCAACCCAGCACCACCCUACACCCCACCACCCUGCACCCCACCCUACACCACACCCCCACCCUACACCCCACCACCCUACACCCCAACACCCUACACCCCACCCUACACCCAAACACCCUACACCCCACCCUACACUCCAGCACCACCACCCGAGCCUCCAACGGCCCCCCGCUCCAGAGUCACGUUAAACCCAGACUGCAGGAGAGCUCGUAUGCAGGGAUCCUUCCCAUUGAUCACAUCAACAACCAGGUGGUGAAGGCCACUCGCGUCUUCAGGCACCAGAACCUCAAGGCCCUGCAAUGGGAAGCCGGCCAGUUCUACUCCCUGCCGGACCAGCAAGCUCCCAAUGCCUCUGACCAGACCAGUCCCACUGCCUCUGACCAGACCAGUCCCACUGCCUCUGACCAGACCAGUCCCACUGCCUCUGACCAGACCAGUCCCACUGCCUCUGACCAGACCAGUCCCACAAAAAUCAUAUAAGACAACAAACUUCAUUAAAUGUAUUCAUUUAUUUUGAAAGGAAAUUUAAUUUAAAUUAGUGUUUCAAUACAGAAUGAUAUCUGAAUGUUUUACUUUAAAAACGUACGAGUCCUGUUAACCACCUCUAAUACGACUCUACUCAAAUAAAGCAAAACUAAAUUAAA
Messenger RNA from Gadus morhua (Atlantic cod), 5385 nucleotides. It is a transcript of the gene misp, whose product is annotated as mitotic spindle positioning. Bases 608 to 5221 code for a protein of 1537 amino acids. Lineage: Eukaryota; Metazoa; Chordata; Actinopteri; Gadiformes; Gadidae. The record is from RefSeq and is a predicted model, not a curated record. The transcript has 5 exons.